Molecule: messenger RNA, 1361 nt
Organism: Nelumbo nucifera (sacred lotus)
Lineage: Eukaryota; Viridiplantae; Streptophyta; Magnoliopsida; Proteales; Nelumbonaceae
Product: DNA double-strand break repair protein
Source: RefSeq, a predicted model, not a curated record
UAUCCCGAAACCAUUUGUUUCAUCCUCCGCGGCUUGGGAAUUGUAACCCUAGCCUACACUUUAGAUCUCCAUUAAACGACGAAGCGUGUUCUUCCACCUCCCCUUGCUUAUCUGCGUUGAGAUUCAGUUCAAAGAGGGAAAGAAGCUCCACUUUCAUCCAAGGGUAAGUUAUACUUUGUAAUGGCGGGGAGAAAUCGCAUGCCUCGCAAUGCUUUCAGUGAUGGUCGACGUGGUUAUCCCCCUGAAGGCCCAUAUGUUCGGGGCCCUGUUGCUCGGCCACCUCAUCCCUCUCUGUUGGAGGAAGAACUUGAAAUUCAGCAUGUUGAAAUUCGGAGGCUUUUGGAUGAUAAUCGGAGGCUAGUCGAAGAUCGCAUUGCUUUGCAGCAGGAGCUAGGUGCUGCCAAGGAAGAGCUGCAUCGUAUGAAUAUUGUUAUUGCAGAUAUCCAUGCAGAGAAAGAAGCACACACUAGGGAGCUUAUUGAGAAGGGAUUAAAGAUGGAAGCUGAUCUACGAGCAACUGAACCCUUGAGGAAAGAGGCUCUGCAGAUGCGUACAGAAGUUCAGAAACUGGAUAACUUAAGGCAGGAUCUCACUGGGCAAGUUCAGAAUCUCACAGAAGAAUUAGCAAAGGCAAAAGCUGAUAAUCAGCAGAUGCCAAUUUUAAGGCAAGAGAUUGAUGCCUUACACCAGGAACUAAUUCGCUUUAGAAAUGCUUUUGAGUAUGAGAAGAAGGCAAACAUUGAGUUGAUGGAACAGAGGCAGGCAAUGGAGAAGAACCUGGUUUCCAUGGCACGUGAAGUUGAAAAGCUGCGUGUUGAUCUUGCAAGUGCUGAUGGUAGACUUUUAGGUGCUGGUGGAGCUUAUGGCAUCAAAUAUGGGAGCUCCACUGGGGGUUUCUCUGCAUCUUAUGGUGAUGGGCUUCAUUUGGGUGGUUCUGACAAGCGUCCUCUAUAUGGAGCGGGUUCUGGUUCAUGGGCUGGACUUGAGAAGCCCCACCUUGGACGCCACUGAGAUCCAUGGGAUUUGGCCUUAGAAACGAAAAAAUGCACAUUUUGUGUCCUUAAUCAUUAUUCUCCGAUAUCCCAAGGCUAGAGUUGCUAUAUUUCGUUGACAGGGCAGCAGUAAUUUUAAUAUGGAUGUUGUUAGUGAUUUUUCUUUUCUUUUCUUUUGAAUUUAUAUAAUUCAGGUUAUAACAUUUUACUUGGUGAUUAUCAUAGUUCCCAUGUUCUGUCAAAGGACUACUUUUGUUUGGAACAUUCCAUUUGGGUUUAUCUUGCUAUUUAUCUUUCAUAUGUAUGAUCAAGUAGAUACUGCAUAUUUUCUUCUUUUUAUACAAUCUGGAUGUUUUGAUCUUGUUUCUA